AUGGUUGGCCUAAGCUUCGACAACUUUCAAAGAAACCAAUUCUUGUCAAAAAAUGGGGUCCAGACUCCGCAAGCAAUUUCUACUGGUACCACUAUUGUGGGAUGCAAAUUCAAAGAUGGUGUAGUGAUUGCAGCAGAUACCAGAGCCACGGCUGGACCUAUAGUGGCGGACAAAAAUUGUGAGAAACUGCAUCGUCUAGCUCCUAAGAUUUGGUGUGCAGGUGCAGGAACAGCAGCAGAUACUGAGAUGGUCACGCAAUUAGUUCAAUCCAAUUUAGAGUUACACUCGAUGUCUUUGAAUAGAGAGCCAAGAGUUUCUUCAGCAUUACAAAUGUUGAAGCAACAUCUUUUCAAAUACCAAGGGCACAUUGGAGCAUAUUUGAUUGUGGCAGGGGUGGACACCAAAGGAUCUCAUUUGUUUUCAAUUCAUGCUCACGGUUCUACAGAUAUAGGAUUCUAUCAAUCUCUAGGUUCGGGAUCGCUUGCCGCUAUGGCAGUUCUUGAACGUGAUUGGAAAGAAGAUUUGACUAAAGAGGAAGCCAUGAGACUUUGCGCAGAUGCUAUUGAAGCCGGUAUUUGGAACGAUUUGGGUUCGGGCUCCAACGUCGACUUAUGUGUGAUGGAAGUCGGCAAGGACGCACAAUUAUACAGAAACUACUUGACUCCUAAUGUCCGAGAAGCAAAAGCAAGAAAUUAUAAGUUUGAAAGGGGAACAACGGCUAUCUUGAAAGAGAGCAUCUACAAUUUGUGUGAGGUCGAGGAAGUUCGGGCGACAACAAGGGAUGCAAUGGAGGUUGACGCUUAA
Molecule: messenger RNA, 804 nt
Organism: Ogataea angusta
Lineage: Eukaryota; Fungi; Ascomycota; Pichiomycetes; Pichiales; Pichiaceae
Exons: 1
Coding region: 1-804 (267 amino acids)
Cellular component (GO): proteasome core complex
Molecular function (GO): threonine-type endopeptidase activity
Source: RefSeq, a predicted model, not a curated record